CUUUUCUUCUUCUUCUUCUCUUCCCUUCACCGCCAAGAUUUUUGAAGACAUCCAACUUCCAUUUUUUUUUCUUUUUCCUUCUUCAAUUUGCAGAGAACUUCUAAGAGAGAGUUUGGAAGAAGAAGAGAAAUUUUACUAGAAUUUUGAGGUUGAAGAAGAGGAGGAGAACUCAAGCAAAGUGUAUCCAUGGCUGAAUUUUAGUUCAUUCUGCACAUCACUGGUUUUUAAUUCGGUUUGAACUCUUCAAAAGGAAUUAAGAGGGACAAGUUAAAGAGGUCGUGUGCGCGCGAUUCUGGAAGUGGUUCUGUUUUGAGGGUUAUAUGUGUUUAUGCACGGGGAAUCAGAUUUAUAUGUCUUCAGGCCGAGAAGAAUUAAACCGAGCUUAUAGACCAAGGAUCUAGCCCAAGACUGAGUCAUGCCACCACGUACUGGUAGACGACGCCGGCAGAAUCAGGACGGGAUGCAAGGUCCUACCCAAGGUCCAUCUGUAGGGGAAUCUAGUACCCUAGGAGUUCGAGGUGGGGCAGGAAACGAGCAGUUUACGAGAACUACACAGGAAAUAGGAAGGCCAGAUAGAGUAGAGCCUAGUGAUCCAGAAAAGGCAUACGGAAUUGAACGACUGAAGAAGUUAGGGGCUACAGUGUUUGAAGGUUCCACAGAUCCAGCUGAUGUAGAGAACUGGUUGAAUAUGCUUGAAAAGUGUUUUGAUGUGAUGAAUUGUCCUGAGGAGCGAAAGGUUAGAUUGGCCACAUUUUUGUUGCAAAAAGAGGCUGAAGGAUGGUGGAAAUCUAUAUUAGCAAGGCGCAGUGAUGCACGUGCUUUAGACUGGCAGACUUUUAGAGGCAUAUUCGAAGAUAAGUAUUAUCCCAGCACAUACUGCGAAGCCAAGAGGAAUGAAUUUCUGGGGUUGAAACAAGGAUCACUUUCAGUGGCUGAGUAUGAGAGGAAGUAUACCGAGCUUUCACGGUAUGCUGACGUUAUUGUAGCUUCUGAGAGUGACAGGUGCCGAAGGUUUGAAAGAGGGUUGCGUUUUGAAAUACGUACCCCAGUUACAGCCAUUGCUAAGUGGACGAAUUUCUCUCAGUUAGUGGAGACUGCCCUUCGUGUGGAGCAGAGUAUAACAGAAGAGAAAUCGGCAGUGGAGCUUAGUCGUGGGACUUCAGCAGCUAGUGGAUUUAGAGGCCGUGAGCAGCGGAGGUUCACGCCUGAGAUAAAUAUUUCAAGCCGUCAAGAUUUUAAGAAUCGCUCUGGAGGCCAAGCAUCGAGGAACGUGAGUUAUGGUAGUGUUUUUCAGAGACAGAGCCAGAGAAUACCUAGUUAACCCAUUAGAUCAACAGUAAGAUCGCAACCAGGUCAGGAGUCCAUUACUAGUACCGUCAGGCGAACACCAUGCACGAGUUGUGGCAGGAACCAUCGGGGUCAGUGUUUGGUAGGUGCCGGUGUAUGUUACCAGUGCGGACAGCCAGGACAUUUCAAGAAAGAUUGUCCGCAGUUGAACAUGACAGUUCAGAGAGAUCAGGGAGUUGGGUCCCAGACAGUUGAGCAAUCGAGAGUUUCAGUGGUUCCAACAGAGGGCACCAGUGGUGCAAGGCAAAAGGUAGUUGUUGGAAGACCGAGGCAACAAGGAAAAGUCUAUGCUAUGACUCAACAAGAAGCGGA
Cucumis melo (muskmelon) is the source of this 1659-nucleotide messenger RNA. RefSeq lists its product as uncharacterized. The coding region runs from base 416 to 1321 and encodes 301 amino acids. The transcript is spliced from 4 exons. The record is from RefSeq and is a predicted model, not a curated record. Lineage: Eukaryota; Viridiplantae; Streptophyta; Magnoliopsida; Cucurbitales; Cucurbitaceae.